CCACCUCUUUCAAAUCGGCAAAAUUGAUGCUCCGACACCGCCUUCCGGCAACGAUGACGCUAUCUAUUCACCUGCCAUCCCACCAAUUUCCCACCAGGGUCUAAUUAGGGAUCGAGUCGUCGCAAGCAAGGAAGUUUUCUAUUGCUUUAAUCCCCACCCAAUAUAUUUACUCGACAGCAGAUAGAUGCAAGCAUCACGAUCUUUGUUCCAAGCAGCAAUUCGCACACCAAUCUCUCGGUCCACCGGAGCGCCUGGCAUUAAGAAGUCUUACCCAUUCUUGAACGUUUGGUCAUAUUCUCCCUCGCCCACUAGAACCGGUAUUACUUCCGCUCAUACUCGCACCAUGGCAUCAGCUACGAGUUUCUAUGAUUUCAAACCUUUAGAUAAAAAGGGCCAGCCUUUUCCUCUUUCAAAGCUCGAGGGCAAAGUAGUGCUUGUCGUCAACACUGCUUCGAAAUGCGGCUUCACGCCACAAUUCGCCGGCCUUGAGAAGCUCUACCAGACAAUCAAGGCCCGUCACCCGGACUCGUUCGAGAUCCUCGGUUUCCCCUGCAAUCAAUUCAUGAACCAGGAUCCAGGCAAUAACGAUGACAUUCAGAGCUUUUGCCAGGUUAACUAUGGCGUGAGCUUCCCCGUACUGGCCAAGACAGAUGUCAACGGUGACAAGUCCGAGCCCGUUUGGGAAUGGCUGAAGGCGAAGCAGCCUGGUGUCAUGGGCUUGAAGCGCGUCAAGUGGAACUUUGAGAAGUUUCUCAUUGGAGCCGACGGCGUUGUCAAGGGUCGUUGGGCUAGCACCACCAAGCCUGAAUCUCUGGAAAGCGUCAUCGAGUCAGAGUUUGCCGUGGAAAUCUUCAAUGAAGGCAAAUCCGGUGAUAAAACUAGGCACCAGCUUGCAACGACGGCCGCUGAGGAAGCUGAGACUAAGGCGUGAAGGCUCCGAGGACUGACCACUAGCGAAUUGAUUUAAUUUUAGAUUGAUAUCUUUUCCUUGUCAGCUGUAAUAUUUGAUAAGCUGGGAAUUCAUGUCGCGUUGUCUUGUUUGUUUCUUUAUUGUUCUGCGUGGCAAUGUAUGGUCUUAGUAGCUGUAUCUACUGCCCUGUAUUGUAAUACUAGCCUGUGUCGAUAGUAACAAGCUCAUGCCCCUUGACUACUUACAGCAGUGCUGGUUCAUCCUACUAUCUAGAAUACUCGCCUCCAAUGAGGCUCCAUC
This is a messenger RNA of Xylona heveae TC161, 1210 nucleotides long. RefSeq names its product thioredoxin-like protein. Gene Ontology annotation, molecular function: glutathione peroxidase activity. NCBI's taxonomy places the organism in Eukaryota, Fungi, Ascomycota, Xylonomycetes, Xylonales, Xylonaceae. The record is from RefSeq and is a predicted model, not a curated record. The transcript has 2 exons. Bases 185 to 931 code for a protein of 248 amino acids. Gene Ontology annotation, biological process: response to oxidative stress.